GAGCGGCGCCGCUCCCCGAGCCCGCCGGGACGAGCGGGCGGAGCCGGCCCGGGAGGCGCCGGGAGCCGGGGCGGGAGCGGGGGAAAGCAGCGGCGGUCGGUCAGGCGAACGGCGAGGCGCGGCGCCGGGCAGGCCCCCGCGGGGUCCUUCGGCGACGGGAGCGGAGGGAGCGGGAGCGGCGGCGCGAUGAACCUGGAGCUGCUCGAGUCCUUCGGCCAGAACUACCCCGAGGAGGCCGAUGGCACUCUGGACUGCAUCAGCAUGGCGCUGACGUGCACCUUCAACCGCUGGGGCACGCUGCUGGCCGUGGGCUGCAACGACGGCCGCAUCGUCAUCUGGGACUUCCUGACGCGCGGCAUCGCCAAGAUCAUCAGCGCCCACAUCCACCCGGUGUGCUCCCUCUGCUGGAGCCGGGACGGGCACAAGCUGGUCAGCGCCUCCACGGAUAACAUCGUGUCCCAGUGGGACGUGCUGUCCGGGGACUGCGACCAGAGGUUCCGCUUCCCCUCGCCCAUCCUCAAGGUCCAGUACCACCCCCGGGACCAGAACAGGGUGCUGGUGUGUCCCAUGAAGUCUGCCCCGGUGAUGCUCACCCUGUCUGACUCCAAGCACGUGGUGCUGCCCGUGGACGACGACUCCGACCUCAACGUGGUGGCCUCGUUUGACCGCCGGGGGGAAUACAUCUACACUGGGAAUGCCAAGGGCAAGAUCUUGGUCUUAAAAACAGACACUCAGGAUCUUGUUGCUUCCUUCAGAGUGACCACAGGGACCAGCAACACCACGGCCAUUAAAUCCAUCGAGUUCGCCCGCAAAGGGAGCUGCUUCCUGAUCAACACGGCCGACCGGAUCAUCCGCGUGUACGACGGGCGGGAGAUCCUGACCUGCGGCCGCGACGGCGAGCCCGAGCCCAUGCAGAAACUGCAGGACCUGGUCAACAGGACCCCCUGGAAGAAGUGCUGCUUCUCGGGGGACGGCGAGUACAUCGUGGCGGGCUCGGCGCGGCAGCACGCGCUCUACAUCUGGGAGAAGAGCAUCGGCAACCUGGUGAAGAUCCUGCACGGCACCCGCGGCGAGCUGCUCCUGGACGUGGCAUGGCACCCGGUGCGGCCCAUCAUCGCCUCCAUCUCCAGCGGGGUGGUGUCCAUAUGGGCCCAGAACCAAGUGGAAAACUGGAGCGCUUUUGCCCCUGAUUUCAAGGAGCUGGAUGAAAAUGUGGAAUAUGAGGAGAGGGAAUCAGAAUUUGACAUCGAGGAUGAGGAUAAGAGCGAGCCAGAGCAGACAGGGGCAGAUGCUGCAGAGGAUGAGGAGGUGGACGUGACCAGCGUGGAUCCCAUCGCCGCCUUCUGCAGCAGCGACGAGGAGCUGGAGGACGCGCGGGCGCUGCUGUACCUGCCCAUCGCCCCCGAGGUGGAGGACCCCGAGGAGAACCCCUACGGGCCGCCCCCCGACGCCGUGCCCGGCGCGCUGCCCGACGACGGCCUGGGCCCCGACAGGAAACGGCCCGGCGCCCCGGACGGGCCCCAGAACCCCAAGAAAAAACCCAAAACCACCAACAUCGAGCUCCAGGGAGUCCCCAAUGACGAGGUGCACCCGCUGCUGGGCGUGAAGGGCGACGGUAAAUCCAAGAAGAAGCAGGCGGGCAGGCCCAAAGGAUCAAAAGGUAAAGACAAAGAUUCUCCAUUUAAACCGAAACUCUACAAAGGGGACAGAGGUGCUUUGCCUCUGGAAGGAGCGGCCAAGGGUAAAGUGCAGGCGGAGCUGGGCCAGCCCCUCGCAGGUAAGGACAGUGCCACCCCCCCGGUGGCCUUGCUUUGUCACCCCCUCCUUAGAGGUCUCUAGCAUCCCAAAAUCCCAAACUCCUCCCUCCCCGCUCGGCUGCUGGCAAGGAGAGGCAAAAUUGGAAUUGUUGGAGUGGGAAGUUGGAAUGAAAUUGAGUUUUGUGUGUGGGAAAAUGGUGGGGGGGUGAUUUUUGUGUGCUGCGCGUGGAGGGGUUUGUGGUCCUAAAUUGAAAUGAUUUUAAUUUAUUUAAUGAUUUCCCUCGGCUCUGCAGCAAUCAGGAAAUAUUUGGGUUGAUUUUGGGGGAAAAUGAAGGAUUCUGCAGUUUUGUGGUGCUGAGGUGGUCCUAAAUUCAAAUUAUUUUAAUUUAUUUAAUUAUUUCCCUCGGCUCUGCAGCAAUCAGGAAAUAUUUGGGUUGAUUUUGGGGGAAAGUGAAGGAUUCUGCAGUUUUGUGGAUCCUCAGAGUCAGUCCUAAAUCGAAAUUAUUUUAAUUUAUUUAAUUAUUUCCCUCGGCUCGGCGGAAAUCAGGAAAUAUUUUGGUUGAUUUUGGGGGAAAAUGAAGGAUUCUGCAGUUUUGUGGUGCUGAGGUGGUCCUAAAUUCAAAUUAUUUUAAUUUAUUUAAUUAUUUCCCUCAGCUCUGCAGAAAUCAGGAAAUAUUUUGGUUGAUUUUGGGGGAAAGUGAAGGAUUCUGCAGUUUUGUAGAUCCUCAGAGCUGGUCCUAAAUUGAAAUUAUUUUAAUUUAUUUAAUUAUUUCCCUCGGCUCUGCAGAAAUCAGGAAAUAUUUUGGUUGAUUUUGGGGGAAAAUGAAGGAUUCUGCAGUUUUGUGGUGCUGAGGUGGUCCUAAAUUGAAAUUAUUUUAAUUGGUUUAAUUAUUUCCCUCAGCUCUGCAGAAAUCAGAAAAUAUUUCGGCUGAUUUGGGGAGAAAACUGAAGGAUUCUGCAGUUUUGUGGUGCUGAGGUGGUCCUAAAUUGAAAUUAUUUAAAUUUAUUUAAUUAUUUCCCUCAGCUCUGCAGAAAUCAGGAAAUAUUUGGGUUGAUUUUGGGGGAAAGUGAAGGAUUCUGCAGUUUUGUAGAUCCUCUGAGACGGUCCUAAAUUCAAAUUAUUUUAAUUUAUUUAAUUAUUUCCCCCGGCUCUGCAGCAAUCAGGAAAUAUUUGGGUUGAUUUUGGGGGAAUAAUGAAGGAUUCUGCAGUUUUGUGGUGCUGAGGUGGUCCUAAAUUGAAAUUAUUUUAAUUGGUUUGAUUAUUUCCCUCAGCUCCUGCAGAAAUCAGGAAAUAUUUUGGUUGAUUUUGGGGGAAAGUGAAGGAUUCUGCAGUUUUGUGGAUCCUCAGAGCUGGUCCUAAAUUGAAAUUAUUUUAAUUUAUUUAAAUUCCAAACCCUAAUUUCUUUAAUUCCUUCCCUCAGCUCUUGCAGAAGUCAGGAAAUAUUUGGGUUGAUUUUGGGGGAAAAUGAAGGAUUCUGCAGUUUUGGUUGUUGAGCUGAUCCUAAAUUAAAAUUAAUUUAAUUCUUUGAAUUCCUUCCCUCAGCUCCUGCAGAAAUUAUAAAAUAUCCAGGUUUGGAGUUGAUUUUUGAGAGAAAAUGGGAAUAAUGAAGGAUUCCCCAAUUUUGUGGAUGCUCAGAGCUGUUCCUAAAUUCAAAUUCAUUUAAUUCCUUCAAUUCCUUCCCUCAGCUCCUGCAGAAAUUAUAAAAUACCUGGAUUUUGCUUGAUUUUUUUUGGGAAAAAGGAGCAUAAAAAAUGAUUUAUUGAGAAAAAACCCCUGGCAGAAAAUCCAGGAGCUGCAUUUCCUAUUCCCAGCUGUGCUGCAGCCCUUGAAUCCCAGUUUAAUUCCAGUUUAAUUCCAGUUUAAACUCCAGUUUAAUUCCAGUUUAAUUCCAGUUUAAACUCCAGUUUAAUCCCAGUUUAAUUCCAGUUUAAUCCUAGUUUAAACUCCAGUUUAAUUCCAGUUUAAUCCCAGUUUAAUUCCAGUUUAAUCCCAGUUUAAACUCCAGUGGCUGCACAGCAGGAGAAAUUUGGGAUUUUCCUCCUUCACAGCUGCUGUAAAUAGAGAAAAAUUCAGAUUUUUUCCCUUUUUUUGCCAUAUUUUGCUGCUGCCAGAGCAGGACACCUCUGCUGAGACCCAACCUGAGCCUCAAACAUUUCCCAUUCUCCAAUUUCCUCCUUUUUUUUUGGGGAAAUUUCCUUUUUUUUUAGGAAAAGCUCCUCCAGGCCCAGCACCGAGAGCACAAUUUUGGCUGCAAUGCUGAUUUUUAAAAUAGAUUUUAAUCCAGAACUGAACUUUGGGACACAACCCAGCUCCAAAGAUGGAUUUGAUGGAUCAAAUUCUGCAUUUCCUUGGUUCCAGCAGCUGCUGCUGUGGAUUUGGGAAUUUAGGAAUUAUUUGAAUUCCUUUAAUUUCCAGGAGUGAUUUAUUCCCUUUUUGCCUCCCCUUCCUGCUCAGCUCCUUGGUGUUGCUUGUCCUGAUCCUUGUUUUUUUCCAGGAAUGGGAAUUUUUGAUGGGAAAACCUUGGGAAUGUUCUCUGGGAAUGUUUCCACCUGGAAAAAAAAUCCAGGCUUGGAGCAGCCAGGAGCAUCCUGGGGUUGGGUUUGGGUGGGAUUUGCCUCUGGGGAGGGGAAUUGUGGGGGAUUUUCCAGGAUUUUGGGGGAUUUUCCAGGAUUCUGGGGGAUUUUCCAGGAUUUCGGGGGAUUUUCCAGGAUUUUGGGGGAUUUUCCAGGAUUUUGGGGGAUUUUCCAAGAUUUUGGGGGAUUUUCCAGGAUUUUGGGGGAUUUUCCAAGAUUUUGGGGGAUUUUCCAGGAUUUUGGGGGAUUUUCCAGGAUUUUGGGGGAUUUUCCAGGAUUUUGGGGUGUUUUCAAGGAUGGCGCCUGGAUCCUCACAGGGCUGGCUUGGAGAUGAUUAAUCUCAUGUUAAUUAUUGCUUUCGUCGCUGCUAAUUAAUGUAAUUAACAACAGAAAUGGGAAAGGAUCGUGGCCUGGAAGGUGAAAAUUGGGAUUUCCAAGGAGAAUUCCAAUCCUUGGCUUCCUAACAGGGCAGGAUCUUUGGAAUUUCCAAGGAUCUCAGAAAAACACUUCAAUUUUUAAUCAGCAUUUAAUUUUUAAUUCCCAUUUAAUUUUUAAUUGCCCUUUCCUUACUGGGGGGUGCUGACUGUAACUUUGUACUCAGCUGCUGUCCCUAAUUCCUGGUUUUCUUUGGAGUCAGUCCCUCACUGGGAAAUCCAUUCCCAAUCCUUCUGGAAUGUUCCAGAUCCAGCAGCAGAGCAGCCAAACUCCUCUCCUGCUUUUUCUGCUUUUCCUCUCCUUUUCCAGCCCUGUUUGCAAGGAUUUUGGUGCAGAUUUGUUGUUGCUGCAGGAAAUUCUGGGAUUUUAUUUCCCUGCAGGAAAUUCUGGGAUUUUAUUUCCCUGCAGGAAAUUCUGAAAUUUCUUUCCCUGCAGGAAAUUUUGGGAUUUUAUUUCCCUGCAGGAAAUUCUGGGAUUUAUUUCCCUGCAAGAAACUCUGGGAUUUUAUUUCCCUGCAGGAAAUUCUGGGAUUUCUUUCCCUGCAGGAAAUUCUGGGAUUUAUUUCCCUGCUUUUAGGCUGGGAUGAGAUUCCUGAGCCAAUUCCUGGGAAUUUGUUUUCCUCAAAAACUGGUUUAGACCUGAAUCCCACUGGAUUUUCCCAUCAGCUGGAGCUCCCUAAAAUCUGCUUUUAGACUUUGCUGCCUGUGGCAGCUUGGGAUGAAGGGAAAUAGGGAAAAAUUCCUGCCUGGAAUGGUGAGGAGCUCCCAGAGGAAUCCCUGGAAAUGUCCAAGGAUUGGGGAUUUUGGAGCACCCUGGGGUGGUGCCCAUGGAAUGGGAUUUCAGGUCCUUUCCCACCCAAACCCUGACAUUCCAUGAAAAUCCACAUUUUCCUGGAAUUCCUGAGCUGGGAGGAUCCAGCAGAUUCCCAGGGCUGGAAUCUCCACCCUGGGAGAGGAAAGAAUCCAUCCCUUGGCUCUUCCCCAAAAUUCCAUGGAAUUCCCUCUUCCCUUUGUUCUCUUUGUACCCAAAAUUCCCAACAUUUUGGGCUGCCAGCUUUCCCUCAGGGUUCCAGCACAUCCCAAACUCCCCUGGAAUUCCCAUGGAAUUGGAUCCAGGCUCCUUUUCCCACCCUGGGAGUGGGAAUUCCCUGAAUUCUGCUUCCUACAGGAGCCACCCUGAGGCUGAAGCAGCUGCUCAGGGAGAGUUUUCCUGGGAAAUCUUUGGGAUUUCCACGUGGGAGCUGCAUGGCUGGGACUGGGAUUUAUUCUCUUCAUUCAUUCAUUCUCUCCAUUAAUUUUCUGCUGGCAGAAAAGGUUAAAAUCAGAUUUUUUGGUGUGUGUUAAGCUCAGAUUUCAGCCUAAAAACAACAGCAAUUCCAUCAUUUUACAGUUUAGAAUAAAA
Molecule: messenger RNA, 6167 nt
Organism: Passer domesticus (house sparrow)
Lineage: Eukaryota; Metazoa; Chordata; Aves; Passeriformes; Passeridae
Gene: RBBP5
Product: RB binding protein 5, histone lysine methyltransferase complex subunit
Exons: 13
Coding region: 187-1839 (550 amino acids)
Cellular component (GO): Set1C/COMPASS complex
Molecular function (GO): protein binding
Source: RefSeq, a predicted model, not a curated record